Molecule: messenger RNA, 1466 nt
Organism: Panonychus citri (citrus red mite)
Lineage: Eukaryota; Metazoa; Arthropoda; Arachnida; Trombidiformes; Tetranychidae
Gene: Nubp2
Product: cytosolic Fe-S cluster assembly factor NUBP2 homolog
Exons: 2
Coding region: 54-860 (268 amino acids)
Biological process (GO): iron-sulfur cluster assembly
Cellular component (GO): cytosol
Molecular function (GO): 4 iron, 4 sulfur cluster binding; ATP binding; ATP-dependent FeS chaperone activity
Source: RefSeq, a predicted model, not a curated record
UUGUUUUUCAUUUUCCAAGUUGCUUGUUUAGUUAUUGUAAAUCUUUUUCAAUUAUGUCUAACAGUUUAGAGAAUGUGAAAAAGAUCAUUCUGAUUCUUUCUGGUAAAGGUGGAGUAGGUAAAAGUACCACUGCAGUGAAUUUAUCUCUAUCUUUAAGUAAAUUGGGUUGUAAAGUUGGUCUACUUGAUUUAGAUUUAUGUGGUCCAAGUAUCGCUUUAAUGACCGGUCUUGAAGAGACAUCAAUUUACCGUAAUGAUAAGGGUUGGAUACCUUUAACUACUACACAUAAUUGUGAACAAUUUACUCCUCUAUCUGUUAUGUCAAUUGCUUUUCUUCUCCAAGAUAAAGAUUCGGCUAUUAUUUGGAGAGGACCCAAGAAGAAUGCUAUGAUUAAACAGUUUGUAGAAGAUGUUGACUGGGGCUCUCUUGAUUAUCUAAUCAUUGAUACACCACCGGGAACAUCAGAUGAACAUAUAUCGGUAGCUGAGUGUCUUAAACAUCGAGCAAGUGAUGUCAGCGCAAUUUUAAUUACCACACCUCAAAUUAUCGCUGUAAAUGAUGUUCGUCGAGAAAUAAGUUUCUGCCAUAAAGCUGGUAUUCCUAUCGAUGGAAUAAUUGAAAAUAUGAGUGGUUACGUUUGUCCACAUUGUUCCGAAUGUACUAAUAUAUUUUCCUCAGGCGGAGGCGAAUCAUUAGCUAAAUUGACCAAUGUCCAAUUUCUUGGUAACAUACCAAUCGAUCCUGAUCUCGGUGAAUCAGCAGAAAAAGGAGUUAACUAUGUCAAUCAAUUCGCAAAUUCAGAAGCAUGUAAAAAACUCAACGAAAUAGCAACAAAUCUGAUAGCCCAAAAAUCAACUUAAAAAUCAACGAAACCAAACCUGAAAUGAUCCAAAUUGAGAAUCAACAAAAUCCCAUAUUGAACCAACCAACACCUUUCCAAUCAAACGAUUCCAAAUCUAUACAAUCAAAAUCAAAGAAUGGUACAAAAUCUGAUCGCUAUUAACUAAUCAAAGUCUAAUUGACUAAAACUCAAUUGAAUUCACUGGUGCAACCUAAUCGACAAUAAGCAAUUUCCGUUUCCGUGGUGGGUCGUUGGUCUAGGGGUAUGAUUCUUGCUUAGGGUGCAAGAGGUCCCGGGUUCAAAUCCCGGACGACCCCUUAACCUUUUGAUUAAAUUGUUGGAAAAGACAUUUUUUUUCGUCCAACAAUUAGCAACAAUCAACCCAAAUCCACUUUCUCCAAUCCGAUCUUCAACAACUUUAAUCUCCUCCUCUCAUAGAAAAUUAUUAUUGAAAAUUGUCUAUCUUCAAGUCUUAAUCAUGAUUAUAACUGAUCAUUAGUUUAUCAAAUUAAUUUACUAUUAAUAUUCCCACUUUAACCCUCUUAAUUAAACUUGAUUAACAAUUCAGGUCAUUACUGAUUCAAUUACGAUUGAUUACUACAAUUAAACAGAUACCAAACUAUUA